AUGUUGCCUUUUGAGCAAACAAUAUUGUUGCCUCCCAACUUUGGCAAAGUCGAAGCCAUCGAGUAUCUCGGCUUCAAAGGCAGUGGCUGCUUCGUCAAUGCGCUAGACAAGGGUAUACCCUUUGGACCCGUCUUGAUCCCUCAUCAGCUCUAUGUCAACGUACAAGACACAGCUCUGCUGCAUUUGGGUGCUUUGACCCUGGAGGAUGUGCAGAACGAGCGGCUGAUGGCUAUGGCGGGGACAUUUUCCUGGAAUGAGAUCAUUGGGAUCCUCCGUCGACGAUUCCCGGAGCGCAAAAACAUGGUUGUUCCGGGCGAGGAGAAAACCCUGGAUAUCGGCGAGGUAGACAAUGAACGUGCAGCCGAUGUGCUGCGGCAGAUGGGACGGGACGGGUUCAGAAGCCUAGAAGACACGCUGGUUGAGAAUAUGGAGUGUGUCAUCGCAGCAGAUUCUCUGGAAGUAGCAAGAAAUGGCACGGAUGCUGUCAUCGAUAUGAUUUUUAAAGGAGCUGGGAAAUCAUAA
Messenger RNA from Clonostachys solani, 522 nucleotides. The record is from the annotation of a GenBank genome assembly. NCBI's taxonomy places the organism in Eukaryota, Fungi, Ascomycota, Sordariomycetes, Hypocreales, Bionectriaceae.